AUGCUCGGUUUGGUUUGGACUUGCGCUGCCCUUUACUCGGGUCGCGGGGAUGCGAGUGGAAAAGGGGGCACCAAGUCCUGUAGGCUGGGCCCUGCGGCCGCGGCCGAAGUAACGAUAAGACGAGCCCAGCCCCGAGAAGGGAAGAAACCGGCCCAAGGUCACAUCGUAGUCAGAGGCCGAGCCAGGACCGAAGCCAGAGCUGAGCCGGCUGUUACUGGAGGACCGCAGAGGCCGCAGGACCGGGGGAGGAGGAGGACCGAGCAAGUUGGGGGCGCCGCGGGAGCAGGCCGGAGAUGCUGGGUUGGUGGUGGGCCCGCGGCCGGGGAAGGCCCGGAGCCUCUGCCGCUCACAGAACCCACCCGGAGGAGCCUGGCCAUUCUGCCUCUUGUGGCCACUGUGCUGACUGCCCGCUUCUCCAGACCCCUGUCACAGCUCCCGAGGAAAACCCUGAAUUUCUCUGAUAGAGUAAAUGGAGCAAGAGGCUCGCUGCUGUUCCACUCUGCCUCCUUUGUCCCUGUUGACCGUCGGACUGACGCUGCUUCGGUGAACCCAGUUGCCAGCAAAGCUGUCUUGGUCACAGGCUGUGACUCUGGAUUUGGGUUCUCCUUGGCCAAGCAUCUGCAUUCAAAAGGCUUCCUUGUAUUUGCUGGCUACUUGAUGAAGGUGGUGCCCUCCCUGAGCUUUCAGACCAGAUUUGCUGCCAAAGCCAGGGGAGCCAGCCGUGGUGGUGAGAUGAAGGGCGUUGUCCGAUUAGAGCUGGGCCUGGUUAACAAUGCGGGCAUCUCAGUGUUUGGGGAUGUGGAGUUCACCAGCACGGAGACCUACAAGGAGGUGGUGGAAGUAAACCUCUGGGGCACAGUGCGGGGGACAAAACCCUUUCUCCCCCUCAUUUAGAGGGCCACAGCUGAUUCGCUGUCUUGCGCCGCAGGCUGCCUGGUCAACACCAGCGGCAUUGUGGGCCGCAUGGCGCGUGCGGCCGGCGCCCCGUACUGCAUCACCAGGUUUGGGGUGGCUUUCUCCGACUGCCUGUGCUACGAGGUGCACCCACUGGGAGUGAAGGUCGCCGUGGUGGACCCCGGCAACUUCAUCGCCACCACCAGCCUCCACAGCGCUGAGCGCAUCCAUGCCAUCGCCAGUAAGAUGUGGGACGAGCUGCCUGAGGGGGUGCGCAAGGACUACGGCAGGAAGUACUUUGACGAGAGGGUCGCGAAGAUGGAGACCUACUGCAACAGCGGCUCCACGGACACGUCCCCCAUCAUCAGCGCUGUCACCCACACCCUGACCUCCGCUACCCCCUGCACUCGCUACCACCCCACGGACUACUGCUGUUGGGUGCGAAUGCGGAUCACGACCCACUUGCCCGGAGCGAUCUCUGACAGGAUCUACAUACACUGAGGAGUUUAGCACUGGCCUCUGUUGUGCAGCCCUCGGGGGAGGGAAGAGGACGGACGGAGGGAGGGAGGGGGAGGGGCUUGUGUCAUUACCUCUUGAUUACCCACUUGUGGAUUAUCCCAGUCCCAGGAGGACCCACUACCAGUCUGAGCAUUAACCAGAGCAGGCAGCCCAGCUCAACUCGUGUGCCCAGUGAAUGGCUCGGGCCUUCUCAACUGGGGUGCAGAGUGGUGGGCAGGGCCCACAAACCUCAGGGCAAACAUGGUGAAUCUGUCUUUCUGGAAUCGAUUUUAUACAACGAUUUUAGGUAGACAUCUUUAUAUUAAAAACAGAUUUAUUAUAAAAUAGAAUCCAAAUCCUUUAUAUUUUAAAGCCAAAGCAUCAGUUCAAAAAAUUUAUCUCAGGACUCCCCUGGCGGUCCAGUGGUUAAGACUUCGCCUUCCAAUUCAGAGGGUGCAGGUUCAAUCCCUGGUCAGCUAAGAUCCCACAUGCAUCGGGGCCAAAAAACCAAAACAUAAAGCAGAAGCAAUAUUGUAAUAAAUUUAGUAAAGACUUUAAAGAAAUGGUCCACAUGAAAAAAAUUUAUCUCAUUUGAUCCUUAAACCAGCCUCAUGAGUAAAAAGGGCAGCUUUUUUUUUCUUUUGUACAUGAAGAAUUUUUGGCUCAAAGAGGAUACAUGAAUUACCCUUUUAUUGCUUAUAAAUCAAUUUUGCUUAUAUUGCUUUAUAUAAAAUAUAAAGGUCCAAGUCGUGUGUUCCUGCCACUGCUGUAGAAACAUUCACAUUUUAUGUUCCGGGGCUGCUCUGGAUCCAGUUACCUGAGGAUCCUGUGAUGAGCUCUAUACCCUCACCUGGGCCAUACAUACCAUGUGCCCACCAUGCACCUCUUUGCAUGUCCUUGGUGCUGCUGUGUGCAGCCUGCAGCCAGUGAUUCAGAGCUGAGUGGGGGGGGGUGGUGGCAACAUUCUGGAGAUUUCCAUUUGAGGUUUCUCCAGCUUAUCUUAGGACAAACUUGUGUGGAGGUGCUCAUUGGCUAAGAGGUAAUUUGUUUCUGGUUUGGGUCUGCUUGGUCUUGCCUGGGGUGGGACCCCUGUUGAUGGGCCAUUCUUGGCAGGAGCCGUGAUACAUAGGACGGGCACUGUAGCCUCUCCUCCCCCAGGGGUGGGUCCAGGUUCCCUGUCUGUCUCACCUGGUGCUUAUACACACACACACACCUGUUCUGUGGUGCUCAGGGUGUGGCCUUCAUUGAUGGCUCACCUUCCUUCUAUGGACUUAUUUUUAAUUAAACCAGGUCACUGAUCA
Molecule: messenger RNA, 2693 nt
Organism: Globicephala melas (long-finned pilot whale)
Lineage: Eukaryota; Metazoa; Chordata; Mammalia; Artiodactyla; Delphinidae
Gene: BDH1
Product: 3-hydroxybutyrate dehydrogenase 1
Biological process (GO): steroid metabolic process
Cellular component (GO): intracellular membrane-bounded organelle
Molecular function (GO): 3-hydroxybutyrate dehydrogenase activity
Source: RefSeq, a predicted model, not a curated record